Molecule: messenger RNA, 5132 nt
Organism: Phyllotreta striolata
Lineage: Eukaryota; Metazoa; Arthropoda; Insecta; Coleoptera; Chrysomelidae
Source: the annotation of a GenBank genome assembly
CCCGGCUCGUCCGAACCAUCCCCUAGGGGUUCAUUAAAACAUAAUUUUCAAAUAACCCCAAGACAACUAAAAUUAUAGUUUCACAAAGGCGCUUUUUCUUAUUAAUUACCCCCGUGUUAGGCUUGUCAGAUGAACCAUUUAGUAGCAUUAAACACCACUUAGUAUUCAUUUGAAGGGUAUAAAGGCGCGAGAGAUAUUUAUUAUACUCGGACAAACUAGAGGGAAAAUAACGCUAGAAAAUUCAGCGAAAACCGAUGAAACUACGCCUCGUUUUAACCCGGUAGAAAAUUAAAAUGUAAAAUGUUUAGAGGUGAAAAAAUAUUCCAGCGAUGCCUCUAAUUAAAUACCAGUAGCAAGAAGUAUAGUAAUUAAUCAACUCACCUUUGUACAAUCGAUUCUAAUCAACCGGUUUCACAUAUCAACGAAAACUUUCAACGCCGAAUUAACCGGACGAUUCGAGGCGAAAGAUCCGCCAGUUCUGAGCGAGCGAACGCGACGAAAUCUCCCCCAACAGCUCUAAACCGAAAAUGCAUCGAGCACGUUUCGGCUACCUCCAAUCCAGCGCACGCGCGCCUCUACCGGCGAAUUCCAGCGAAUCGAGCUUCGAAAACCUGACGCAUUGAAGGAUCGAAAACGUUCAGAUGACAUCGAACAAGAUGUUCGCAGCUCAACAACCAGCCCCCAAUGAAUUGUACACUCCGGCGUACCAACCGGACGAUUCCAAUUCCAUUCCAUUCCAGGAAUUCACCGAUUCCGAUAUCAACAACGAGAGAUGGGACCAACAAUCAACCAUCAACACCGAAGGGUUCAUGGACGUCUACGCGGUUCUUCUGCCGCACAGUUUGCAGGGGUACCAAUGGAAACCCAUCGGGGAGUACUUCGUGGAUACGGAUUUCGUGGUGAAAUUGGACGAUAAUCCGUCCUAUCCGGACCUGAUGACGGCCAACGAGCACCUGAUGUGUUCGGACUUCAUGCGGAGCUUCGUCACCAGCAUGGAGACGCUCUAUUAUUUGAGCAACGUGCGGCAGUUUUCGGUGGAGUAUGUAUCGCAGGGUUUCUCGCCUUCGUUCGAUAAAGAGCGCUGGAGACCUUGGCAUCACGUUUAUUCCAAUUGCAAAUCGGGGAAGAAUUACAACCAUUCGCCUACGGUUAAUAAGUUUGGGAAAUAUGUCGUUCGACUCUUUUGGUUGGGAUCUUGGAAGAAGAUCUAUGUUAGCGAUAAAGUGCCGGUUAGCGAGAGCGAUCAAUUGUUGUUGCCCUAUUUGUUCCAUUCGCAUUUCCAAAACGAAGAAACGCCUGUAGUUUCGGGCAGACCGAAGAGCGAAAAAUCGUUGUCUAGAAGAAACGUGGUGGAAUUAUGGCCGAUUCUUCUCACCAAAGCGCUCAUGAUCGUGGCCAGUUUGACUUGGAAGAAAGACAACGAAUUGCUCGAUUUCGAUAUCAUCCAAUGUCUGACCGGUUGGAUCUUCAACAAAAUCGAUACAACUUACAUGGACCCGUUGAAAGUGUGGCAAAUUUGCAUGGAUUAUACAUCGCAAUACACCUGGUCCGAUCCGAUAUCGGCCACUCCUUCAACCGACAGAAGAAAAAGCUCGGAGCAACGAAAAUCUUCUACUCGAUCCAACCUACUGGUCGAUACUAAAAAUCGAUUCGUUGUAGUCCUCGGGAUAUCCUUAAACAGCGAUAAAGAAAAUAUACGAGAUUGGACCCACGGGUUACUGGUGGUACAAACCAGAACAGUACCGAUACUAAAACCGUCUUGCGACGAAGAAUUCGAAGCUUGGAAGCGCUACAGAUGGAUCGAUUGGGCCAUCGAACACAAACUAAUAAAUCCCCGUUGCCCGCCGAAUCCGAUCCGCAGCUUCAAAACGGUGGAUCCGUUCAGAUGCAGAUACCAAAGCAGCGUCCUUUCCGACCUCACUAUGGAAUCCAAACCAUCGCAAGACAGCAAAUCCAAAGCGACCAACAAACCGAACGCCAAUCCACCGCCGUUGAAAGACAUCACCGAAUGGCUCGACCUGGACCAAAUCCACCGACAACUGAAAUACGUCACCAUCUACUACAUGCCCUCCACCUACAAAUCCAAGACGAGAAUAUCGAACAUGACCAGCGAGAACAUCCCCAAGCAACAGAAACCCACGUUGGCCCAAUCGCUGGUCGAUUUGAUCGGCACCAAUUGGAAGGAAAUCGUUCGACCUCUGGCCAUGCAACAGCACCGCAACGAGCCUUUGUACAUCUUCUCCGACAGCCUGGAAGAGCAAAGCGUCGUCGUCAAUUUGAACUACUCGGGCUGCUUGGACGCCAUAACGACGCGCCUCGCCGAACGGGAGUUUCUCGCCGACGCCGUCGAAUCGGAAUGCGACCUGUGCAUCUCGAACUACUUGGAGCGCGUGAAGCGCUACUGCGCGAGAAACGCUCGAAGCGAAGCCAGGCCGGUCCAGAGCAGCAUCGUGAAGGUGCUCAGGAACGCGGAGCACGACGACGCCCGCGCGUCCGUGGUGGUGACGAAGUUCAAAUGGGACAGCGAUCGCGUGGAUUUGCGCGAGGGGGCGCUCGCCACUUUGGGAUCGGGUUGCAUGGUGUUGCACCUGACGCCCGGCAGACAUUUGUUCCAAAUGUGGUUGCAAGUCGAUCGGCCCUACGCGGUGCAAGUGGUGUCGAACGGGUACCUGUGCGUGGGCACCUUGGAGGAGACUCUUACUCUGAUGGGGAGAGAUUCGAUCCAAUUCAGGGUGGCGUAUUCCUCGUUGGUGGACACUCUUCGAGCGUUGGUGGCGUCGUUCGGACGCGAAUCCUACGUGGUGGUGUUGAAGGAGUUCUACAAGUGCUUCAAACCGAAAGAAGAGGUCACCAAACAGGAAUGGUUGGGUAUACAAGAGGCGUUCUUCGACAAGUUCUUCGACUCCGUUCAGAAGACCUUGGGCGACGACGCGCUCCGGGCGGUGAAGAUCCUCUUCAGGAAAUGGCAAUUGGAAUCGAGCCGGCGAUGCGACGUCAACGAUCUAUCGCAAUUCUGCUAUCGCGUCUUCGACGACGAGAAGGUGUACGUGAAGAUGAUGCACGACGCCGCCACCGGGAUACAAUCGUUCUUCAGGGGCGUCUACGAGCGAUUGUUGACCCGCCACCACGCCUUGGGCUCGUCCAGGCACUCCAAAACGGCCGUCCUUCUGGCCGGCGUCGUCGAGAAAUUCGUCCACAACGAAAAGCGAUUAGGCGAGAAACGGUUUCGAAGGGCGGCGACGCUGCGCAAAUUCAUCCAAAGCGACGAGCUAUCGGAUUUCCGAAGCAAGUACACGUGGUACCGGACGUUGGACAACGACGUAUCGCUGGCGCUCUUCCACGUGAAUUUGAAAUCGAUCGACAACGGUUGGAUAUUCAUUUCGAGGCAGAUAUUCCACGUGCGCACCGAGCACCCGCUAACAUUGAGGAUCAGCCUCUUCUGCAACUUGAGCCGGUACUAUCUGGUCGUCUACGACAACGACACGUCGGAGAAGAUGAAGAGCCACGUCAACGACUCUGCCGUGAACGAAUAUCCCGCGAACGCCGCUGGUUACACGGCAGUGGCGUUCGGAUGGGCCGAUAAACAGACGUUUUUGAAUUGCAAGAUAAUGUUCGCCUGUCGGCCGGACAAUAUCGAAGACUACGUGGCGUUUUCGAGCAAAGUACCGCGGAAGGAGGUCAUAUCGAACUACUACAUACCUAACAAUUGCAACGUUUUAUACAUUUUGGCGCUCAAAUCCGAUAUCACUAAUAUAACGUUGCAUCUGUUCACCGACUACCCCAAAGUGAACAUGAAACUAAGCAUUUUCAACGCCAAAGAACCGGACGAUAAAUUAGUGGAAGUCGAAGGAAUCGGUUACGUUACAGUACCAUCGCUUACAAUAGAAAACAAACUAGCACAAUUAACAGAAAAAGAAUCGAGUUGCACGGUGGAACUCGAAGGAAAAUCGCGCAAAGACAUGAAGCAUUCGAAGAAAGAUCUAUUGGCUGAGCACGUCGUGCAGCAGGACAACCAGAUCUUCGCCAAUCUGAAAAUCCCGGAGGAAAGAUUCGUGAUAGAGGCCACCAUAGAGCAGGGCUGCUGGCCCUUGACCGCCCCCGAAUGGAACAACGUGGACAAAGAGAGGCAGAAGUUUCUGAUCAGACCUACCGCCUCCAACGUUUCCACGUUGAUGAGCAAAUCGUCGCACUUGAGACAAUUGGAAAACGACGGUCCUCGUUGGACGAUGGAGGUGUAUUUCAACAACUGCGAUCACAUCGCUUUCUACAAGGACACCGAAAAGGACGAUUUACUGAAGGCCAUCAAGCAGGAAUACAGCAGAAGCCAUACGGCUGCUUUCGCGAAAGCUUUAAAGACUAGGGAGCAAUUCAUUCGAGAGCACUCGAUUCCCAAUCCGGAUUUGUGCCUCGAGCCGGGCAAGCGGUCGUUGAAUCGGGAGAUUUUCCUCGAGAAAAUCCUGCCGUCGGUCGAUUGGUCGAAAUACUACGAAGUGCCGAUCGACGAGGACACCAUCAGGAAGGCCAGGAGGAUGAAAACCGCGGAGGAGUCGUGGAUUUUUUCGUACGGGGUCCUGGCGAGGCAUCUGACGGAUUUGUCGGCGUCGGAAAAAUCGAAAAUCGCCAUGCGGGAGUUUCACAAGAAAGAACAGAAGAAAUUGGCUGUUUUAAACGAUUGGUUCGAUGAAAUAAGAAGGGAAUCGGAAAACAUGAUGGGGCAAUCGUACAGGCAGCGAGAACGCUACAUUCAACACUACAAAGCCAAAAUGUUGAUGGCGAAAUCGCAAAUCGGCAAAUUAGUAGCACAAAAAAACGAACCAGUCGAAGAUGAUAGAGAUAAACAAACGCUUAUUGAGUAAAAACUCGAUUACAAAAAAACAACAAACUAAUUUAGAUAUUUAGUUAUUUUCGUGUAAAUUACGUAGGUAAAGCUAUUUCGAGAUUAAUAUAUACAGCGAAAUAUAAACUCCAUCAGCAUUCAUUUCCCUCUUAUAAAGACAUGUAUAUAAAUGUUAUUAUGCAUCUUAUUAUUAUAAAAACAUGCAUAAAUCCAACGGAGCGUGUAAAACGGGAGUCUAUUUCGCUACAUUCCGGUCAAGUAGAUCAACGGUGAUGUCUCAACAACUACAUUGUUC